Epinephelus moara (kelp grouper) is the source of this 2261-nucleotide messenger RNA. RefSeq lists its product as uncharacterized. Gene Ontology annotation, molecular function: protein binding; metal ion binding; RNA binding. Lineage: Eukaryota; Metazoa; Chordata; Actinopteri; Perciformes; Serranidae. The record is from RefSeq and is a predicted model, not a curated record. The transcript is spliced from 18 exons. The coding region runs from base 132 to 2078 and encodes 648 amino acids.
GUCGGGGCAACAGGAACUGCUGCGCGUCAAACGCGGAAAGAAGAAGAAGAAAACAGCCGAAAUAUAGCGUCAGGAAGACGGAUACACAUUACGAUAAACACAGCGGCGGGAAAACGACGCAAAGACACAACAUGCCGAAGAAGAAAGACAUCGUUAAAAGUGGCGCUCCAAUCCCUAGAAUUCGAGAAAACUCGAGACUAAUGCGCACACAUGAAAGUAUGGUAGAUUUCAUAAAUGGACGUCAUCCUGGGAGCUCCAUCCUGGACGUCUUCGCCUCUGGUUUAUUAGGUUUAGAUUUUUUAAGGAACUUUGAGGAUGACAUAUAUUCAGAUGAAGAUGACGAUGAAGAUGAUGAUCACUUUUAUCCUUACAAUGCUGCUCGCAAGGUGUUAGAGCCUCAUCCUCGAAUAAAACAGCUCACUGACGAGGAGGCUGAUAGACAUGCAAAGGAAUUGAUAGAAGAAGAGGAAAGGCGAAAGGAGAAAACUGAGAAGAACAAGCGUAAGAAAUUGCGUAAGAAAGAAAAGAAGCGGUUAGAAAAGGAGAAUGCAGUUAAAGACAUUUUACCUGAGGAAGAACAAGGGAAGUCAGACUCCUCAGAAAAUCAGGAAGAAAACUCUGUUAUUGAAAGUAAUGCAGAAGAAAAGAAAAAUCCUGAAUCAGGUGAAACACAAAAUGGAACUGAGGCGUCUGGAUGUGACGAGAACAGCUGUAAUAAUAAAGAAGAAAGUGUUGCAGAAAUUGAGAAAGAAGAAGAACAAAAGCAGGAUUUGGAUUUAAAUAAUUCACAUGCUUCUAAAACCAAUUCGGUGCCUAAGGAGACGUGUAACCAGAGGCCUGCCAGAGAGAGGAAAAAGGAAAAAACUAAAUCAGUAGAAGUUCAGCAGUCCAAGGAGGAAAAGCCAAAAGUUGUGGAGAAACCUGAAGUUCAAAUGAAGAAGGAAGAGAUUCAUGAACCCAAUAACGAGCAGACAGUGGAUCCCACUGUAGAGGAGUUUGCAAAAAGAAGCAGAGAGCUCGCUGGUAUGGGAAAUCGUUUGGCUGCCUCGGGACAGUACGAGAUGGCAGUGAAAUGCUUUACUGACGCCAUUAAAUACAACCCAAAGGAAUUUAAGUUAUUUGGAAAUCGAUCCCUCUGUUAUGAAAGAAUGCAGCAGUAUGAAAAUGCUCUCAGGGAUGCUGACGUAGCGCUCUCCAUGGAGCCAGACUGGAUAAAGGGUUUAUUUAGGAAAGGGAAAGCUCUGUGUGGGCUCAAGAGAUACUACGAGGCCUCGCUGAUCUACAGGGAGGUGUUGAAGCUGGAGAAGUCGAGCGCUGAAGCCAUGCAGGAGCUGAAACGAGCGCAGACGUUACACCUCAUGGAAAUGGGCUUCUCGUGGGCGCAGAGCUCUGAGGCGCUUAAAACACACGUCACUUUAGAAGAAGCUGUCGAAGCUCUGUUUGGUGGUGACAGUAAUCUGGGUGCUGCAGAUGCCAGUGCCAGUAGGGACAACGUAGAACAACCGGUGGUGCAGGAAGAAGACGACGAUGAGGGAGAGUGGAUCGUCUUACAAGCAAGUCGUCCUCGAACGCAGCAGGUCAAAGAGUCUGAUGCUUGUGGACAGAGCAGGUCGAAAUCUCAGUCGCCGACGCCUCAUUCAAAGAGUUCUGUCAAACCGGAGCUUUUCCCCGUUUGGGUCGGAUCUUUGGCUCCUGCUGUCACCUACUCAACGCUCCACGAGCUCUUCAGCAGAGCUGGGACGGUCUACAGCAUCAAGAUGCUGCUGGAACACCAGUGUGCCUUCGUCAACUACACCAGGAAGGAGGACAGUGACCGAGCCAUCCAGUGUAUCAACGGGAUGGUGGUGGAGGGCGCGCCGCUCUCUGUCAGAUAUCCAAACAGAUUCCACAAUGGACUCGGUGCGUCCAGAUCGGCCGCCACUGACCCCUUUCCACGUUCCGGGCCGUACAAGAAGGAGUGCUUUUUCUGGAGGACGACGGGCUGCACAAGGUCGGACUGUACCUACAGACACGUGCCAGAGCACAAGAACAUCGACAAGGACAAAUUCACCAGUAGGCUGGGAAACUUUCACAUGUAGGAGAAUAAAAAGACGAGCAUGUGUUGUUUCCUUUGACAGGCGACACAGUGGUGGAGCCAAACUGUUGAUAGUCGCCUCUGUUCAGUCUGGUUUGGGUUCUGGUGAUUUUUGGAGAUGUCUGCACCGUGACGGCCCACCACUGUUGCACCAACACAAAGGAAACAACCUCCAUUAUACUACUGC